This is a messenger RNA of Acanthosepion pharaonis, 4134 nucleotides long. Lineage: Eukaryota; Metazoa; Mollusca; Cephalopoda; Sepiida; Sepiidae. The record is from the annotation of a GenBank genome assembly.
AUGAGAAAACGAAACAUUGAAGAACUUCCCGGGUCUGAUAGAGAAGAUGGUGAUGAUGAUUCCUUGUUUUGGCCCCACCGAUCCCCGGCGUCGGAUGUAGCUGUGUUGUCCAACCCUUCAGGCUACCAAAGCAAACAACAAGAGAUUAAGAUGUCUUCCGUAAAAUUCAAAUCAUUCGAAAUGUCCUCGUCAUGGCCGUCAUCAACGCAGCUGCUAACGUUACCACCACCGCCUUCGCCGCCGCCGCCGCCGUCGCCGUUAUUAUCGUCUUCGUCCCGGACACUUUGCUUGAUGUCGAUGACAUCACGGUCGAGACAGUCACCUCACGCGCGGCCCACUCGAACACGAUCACGCCUAGCCGUGCAUAUACAGCCUUUACAAUCGCGGACGGCAUCAUCAUCUUCGGAUAUCUCUUUUCCACCUUCUCCCCCUCCCCCUCCACCCCCUCCUCCUUCUUCUUCUUCUUCUACUUCUUCUUCUACAGCAGAUUCGACAACUUCUAGACUCGUAACGUCCGACCCUCCCCACAGGUCUAAUACGAAAACUCACUCGACUUCCUCCUAUUUUUAUCCUUUUUCAUCGCAUUCGGACACUUCAGGUUCUUCUGUACAAUUUUUAAGCUCCAAGUCCUUCCGAUUCACGCCGAAUUCUAUGUCGUCUUUGUCUUCACAUUGGUUGCCAAUACUCACUGUCUUAUUACUGCUUCUUCACACAUCACACGCUUGGGGAUUUGAGUGUCCCAGACAGUGCGAAUGUCAUAAUCUACGCGACCCGAACCGCGUGUCAACCUCAAUGGCUGCACGGUGUCGUGUCAACGAUAGCAUGGCUCGCUACAACUUCAGCGUCUUCUCGCCACGUUACACCACUGUCCUGGUGCUCCAGUGUCAGGGAAAAGCCCUAACGCCGGUCAACCACAUGUUCAGGGACCUCUUCUACCUCGAGGAGCUGGUCUUUAAAGACUGUCGAUUUAAUACCAUUCCAGAUUAUACACUGGCUGGCCUUACCAACCUCAAGAAUUUCAGUAUUUUUGGCGCCGAUCGGCUCACGUUCACGCCACGACUCUUUCAGAAAUUAAUGAACCUGCAAAACUUGGAGAUAAUCCGAAGCGGAUUCCAAUCGGUGCCCGUGAACUUUCUGUGUCACUCAACGCGAAUACGCUCAUUAAUAUUUUCCGAAAAUGAAAUCUUCACGUUGCGCGACCUGAAGAAUCUAUGCCUGGUCAACGCCACAUUGCUGGGUCAAAUAAGCCGACUAGAUUUAAGUUACAAUAAUAUUAAAGAGAUCACUGAGGAUUUUGACGCGAUGUUUACUGGUAUUGAGAUGGUCAACUUUGUCGGAAAUGAAAUAGAGUCUAUAGUCAACAACAGCUGCUCGGAAUUGUACGAUUUGACGGUAUUGGACUUGUCUCGAAAUCAAAUCAAGGAGUUCCCGCUUGAUUUCCUAGAAUAUUCAGACAAUUUGAUGCAGUUAGGAUUGUCACACAAUCCGAUCAGUCGACUCUUUCCUGUAUUUAGUAGUCUUUCUAACUUGAGGAUAUUUGAGGCUGAGCAUACACAUCUUGACAAUAACAUCUGGUCUGAUCUAAAUGAAAAACCCCAAUUAGAAAGCUUAAACCUGGCUAAUUGCCACCUGUCAUUAAUCAACAAGUCAGUCAUGAACAAACUAACCUCCCUAAUACGGCUAAACCUGCACAGCAACUUAAUUAGCCGCUUGUCACCGAACGUGUUCUCGUCUAAUAGGCAGCUCGAGGUUCUUAUUCUCACUAACAAUAGCUUGAUACACCUGGAUGAAAACUCCCUCCACGGUCUAACCGGUCUCAGACAUCUCGAUCUGAGUUACAACAAACUCUCUGCCAUUCACAUUGACGCCUUCCACGAUUUAAUAAACGUUGAAAAGUUAGAUAUGAGUUAUAACGAAUUGCAGGAGAUCCCAAACUCUAUUCAUCCAUUGAAUCGAGUGCAGGAGUUAUACUUUGAGGGAAAUCAAAUUCGGAGAAUCUACAAGGACUUUUUUAAAGGAAUGGAUUCAGUCAAUCGAAUUGUACUGGCAAAAAACCUCAUUCACGUGGUCGAUGCUAACAGCUUCGCUCGCUGUCUGAAUCUUCACAUUCUCGACCUGAGCGACAACAACAUCACCAGCGUUCACGAGGACGCGUUCGAGGGUCUCAAGCAGUUGAUCGGAGUUAGUCUGGCGCAUAACAGGAUUCGCAACAUCGGCACGGCCCUCUGGAAGCAGAUCAACUUGAGUCAGGUUCAUUUACAGAACAACUUAAUUGAAGAAAUCAUGGCGUCGAACUUCCCGGACAGCAUUAAAUUUCUGAACAUCUCGCACAACCGUAUACGCGUAGUGCGACCUUUUACUUUUUCGAACAAGGACACUCUCGUCGAGGUUGACCUCCGCUCUAACCGAAUCAGUCGUCUAACCAAAGACGCUAUCAGCGUGUCGCACCGAGUGCGGGCGAUUCCGGACGUCUAUCUGAUGGAUAAUCCGUUCCGAUGUGACUGUAAUCUCGUCUGGUUGAAGCAGUUGGCCGACGUGAGACCACGCAAAAGGAACGGCCUGCCGUACAUCCCGGAUCUUGACGAUCUAGAAUGCCAAUCAAAUAAUACUAGUUGGCUACCGACGGGCCGCAUCUAUCAUAUAAGCGAGUCGGAUUUCUUGUGCAAAUAUCUGGACGAAUGCGCCGCCGACUGUAUCUGCUGUCAUUUUGACAUGUGCGACUGUAAAAGCAUCUGUCCGAAGAUGUGCAAUUGUUACCGAUCGUUCGAUCGCAGGUCUAAUUUUAUCGACUGCACCAAUAGCAGUUUGAACGACUCUCGUUUCCUGCCUUCGAACGCUACAAAAAUCUUCUUGAGCGGCAACCGUCUUGGCUCACUGUCGAAACAUUCGUUUUUACGUCAGCGCGAGAUGUUGGUCGUUCUUUACUUGAAUCGUUCGCAUAUAACGGACGUGCAAAACGGCACGUUCAUGACGCUAAUCAAUCUCAGGGAGCUGUACAUGCACGAUAACUUGCUCAGCGUCUUGACCCGAGAGACCUUCCAGGGGCUGGCCGGCCUCGAGGUACUCACCCUGAACAACAAUAUGAUCAGCUAUAUUGCGCCUGGUAUGUUUCUUCAAAUACCGCGCUUGAAAACGAUUGAUCUAAGCGGCAACGGACUGCACACACUGGACCCAAGUUUCAUGGCGAUUACCACCUUCGAAAGUAUUUCGUUGCGUGGCAAUCCCUGGCUUUGCAAAUGUCCACUCGUCAUGGCCCUGCAGGAGAUGUACAUAACAGACCCGGAGGUAAUCCCACAUUCAGAAGAGGUAUUUUGUGACCAUGAAGAAGUCAUCAACAGUAGCGUGUCGCAGUUCACGGUUUACCAUAUGUUCGAUUAUGACGUUCAGCUGUAUUGUUUGAACGUGACAACGUCCGGAAACUUCUCAGCCCAACCCAGCCCAGUGAUGGAGAUGAAGGUUCUCCUUGCCCUGGCCAUUUUUUCGGCCGUCUUCAUCACUCUCAUGGUGGCGAUCAUCAGUGUCAUCUGCUACCGGGAAGAGCUUAAAGUCUGGCUCUUUACCCAGUAUGGGUGGCGUGUCGGUGACGACUGGGCCAGAUUGGACGAUUCGAACAGGAAAUAUGAUGUCUUCGUCGCGUAUACCAGUAAAAAUGCCAUGUUCGUCGAGCACGAACUGGCUCCGCGUCUUGAAAGACGCGACCCUCCUUACCGGGUAUGUCUCACCUACAGGGACUAUGAUGUGGACAUUUCUUACGCACAGAACACGAUAAAUUCCAUCAACAACAGCAAAAGAACUCUGAUGCUUGUCUCCAAUGAUUUCUUUUGUACGGAGUGGUUUCGCUAUGACUUCCAAAUUAACAACCACGAUGUCCUUAAGGCGCUCUCAGACCGCCUUAUAGUCGGUACUAGCAUCUAUUUUAAAAUGAGGGUACCUGAUCUUAAUAAUGUGAUUUUUAAACUAAACUCUCCUCCUCUCCUUCGCGUGUUUCGUUUUUUUUUUUUUUUUGACAUAUUUCCUUUAAAAUAUAUCUAUAUACGUUUUUUUUUUUCUUUUUGUCCGUCUUUUAUUCUGUUUGCCUGCUUGCCUGUCUGUCUGUCUCUAUCAAUCUAUCGCUUCACAUUGUUUUAUUAUUAG